Leguminivora glycinivorella is the source of this 414-nucleotide messenger RNA. RefSeq names its product cell division protein ZipA-like. The record is from RefSeq and is a predicted model, not a curated record. Bases 1 to 414 code for a protein of 137 amino acids. The transcript is spliced from 2 exons. NCBI's taxonomy places the organism in Eukaryota, Metazoa, Arthropoda, Insecta, Lepidoptera, Tortricidae.
AUGGCGCUCAAACCCGUCAAAUCUAAACCAAAGCACGCGUCUUCCCUAAUGACACAUAACAUAACCCCCACUUCGGCAUGCGAUGACACCACCGCAAAUGGAAGACCGACGAAGCAGGACCCGCGACCGAGAACGAGAAAGGCGCAGCCGCGCCAGGCGCAGCCGUUCGAGACGCAGCCUCGGGAGGAGCAGCCGCAUCACCGCGGAUGGAACGAGAAGCAGCAGGCGCCGCAGCAGGUCACGUUCGCGCCGCAGCCGGUCGCAGACGCGGCUCAGUUCGUCACAUGCACACCGGAGCCCCGCGCGUCCGCGCCGCAGCCGCAGCCGCUCGCGCCGCAGUCGCACGCGCUCGCGACGCAGCCGCAGCCGCUCGCAGUCGCGCCGGCACCGUCGCAGUCAGCCGAGGUAUUGUGA